AUGGGCGUGCGAGGUCUGCAGGGGUUCGUGGGGAGCACGUGCCCACAUAUCUGUACGGUAGUAAACCUGCGAGACCUGGCUGAGCGCCACCAGAGCAGACACCCUGGCUGUCCCCCAACCAUCGUGGUUGACGCCAUGUGCUGUCUCCGGUACUGGUACACACCUGAGUCCUGGGUCUGUGGCGGCCAGUGGCGAGAGUACUUUUCUGCCCUGCGAGGCUUCGUCGAGACGUUCACAGAUGUGGGCAUCAAGCUGGUGUUCUUCUUCGAUGGCAUGGUGGAACAGGACAAGCGAGCCGAAUGGGUGAAGCGCAGACACAAGAACAGCAGGGAGAUUUCCAGGAUCUUCCACUAUGUCAAGUCCCGAGGCGAGCAGCCUGGCAGGCACAUGUUCUUCAUCCCACCCGGACUGGCUGUGUUCACACGGCUCGCCCUGAGGGCCCUGGGCCAGGAGACCCACUGCUCCCUGCAGGAGGCUGACUAUGAGGUGGCCGCACGCGGCCUCUGGGAAGGCUGCCUGGGGGUCCUGGGCGAGGACACCGACUACCUGAUCUACAACACCUGUCCUUACCUCUCCAUCAGGGAGCUCUGUCUGGACACGCUGGACACAGUCAUGCUGUGCCGGGAGAAGCUCUGUGAGAGCUUGCGUCUCAGCGUGGCUGACCUUCCACUCCUCGCCUGCUUGCUUGGGAAUGACAUCGUUCCUGAAGGCAUGUUUGAAGGCUUUCGCUACAAGUGUCUGGCUGCGUACACCGCUAUGAACGAGAGCCUGGACAAGAGGGGCAGUGUCAUCCUGGCUGUGGCUGACCAUAUCGCUCGCGUUCUUCACCUGCAUCAAGGUGAGAAGACAUUAGAAGAAAUGUUACCUUUGGGACCAAACAAAGCACUUUUUUAUAAAGGAGUGACAUCAUACCUUUUGCCAGGACAGAAAUCACCGUGGUUUUCCCCUAAAUCCAAUGCUGUAGUAACUUUGGACAAGCAAAUUUCGUCCUUGAGUUCAGACCCGGACUCCCAGCCAGAAAUCCCCAGGUGUGCAGACCCGGACUCCCAGCCAGAAGCAUCGACAUGCACAGACCCUGAAAUACAGCAGCAAGGAGCUUCUGGUUCCUACCAUGAGGUCCAGCGUGACACAGCCAUGGUUUCAGACCCUGAAAUCUUAAAGGUUGCUAAAGCCCAGCACGUUCAGGGUGAGAGCUACCUGCUCUACAACAUCCUGAGCAGCGGAGAGAUCGAGUGCAGCAACACCUUGGAGGAUGAACUGGAACAGGCCCUUCCGAGCCAGGCCUUCGUCUACCGCCCUGUGCGCCAGCGUGUCUAUGCACUCCUGCUGGGGAACGGGGAAGAGACUUCAUUUUGCUUGGAAGUGAAGGAAUGGUUCGUGUACGCUGGGAACCCUCUGAAGCAGCCGGACCUGGUCAGGCCUCUUCCAGUGAGCGUCCCAGGAGGAACACCUAACUUAAAGACUCUGUGGCUGACCCAGGAGCCAGGCGUGCAGACGCAGCGCUUUGACGUGCUUCUCGCUUGCUUCAACCUCUCCUCCAUGCAGGAAGACCUGCAGGCUGUCGAGGGCCCGUUGAGAGCCCUGUGCUGCCUCCUCAUGUACCUCUUUGUGCAGGUAGACACGCUUUGCCUGGAAGACUUGCAAGCUCUGAUAGCACAGGCGCUGUGCCUCCAAGGGACGUCGACGGCCCAGCUGAUGGACUUGCAGCUGGACCACAUCAACUCCAGGGCUGUGCAGCUGGGCGCCCUAUUUGUCCGCGGCCUCACCACAAUGGUGUUUGUCAACAGCGCUUGUGGCUUCCCCUUGGACGUAAAUGACUUCAUGCCCUGGAAUGUCUUUGAUGGGAAGCUCUUUCAUCAGAAGUACCUGCAAUCUGAGAAAGGGUACAGUGUGGAGGUACUGCUGGAGCAGAACAGGUCCCGGCUGACGCGGUUCCACAGUCUCAAGUCGGUGGUAGUCAAGGCCUGCCUGAGAGAGAACAGACGCAUUGGGAGCCGACAGCAUUGGGGCUCACACCACACAGGGAGGUGGUCAAGACAGGGCACCAGCUCACAGCGGACGAGCUCUGGACACAGCCGCGCAGGCCCAGGACAGCCAUGGAGGGAUCAGGCUCCAGGGAGCCGACAGUACGAGCAUGCUCAGCGCCGAAGAUACUCGUCGAGCUCCGGGCACAUCCUCUGGGUGCCUGUUCAGAUUCCUGUUGAAAAGUGGUCAGUGGACUGUUUCCAACAGCCUCAGUACUGCAUUGCCUGCUGCGUGCUCACCACGAAGGUGAGAGCUAGCUACUCAUGGACUACACAGGCCACAGGUGGACACGUCCCUAGAACCCGGGGCUGCGAUGCCUUCGCCCGGACCAAGGCCAUCAUCACGAGAGACCGCGUGCAUAUCCCGGGUGUUUCCGAUUGGCACGCCCUCGCCGCCACCGCCGCAGCAGGUAGCGCUCCCCGAGCUCCGCUGCCACGCCAGUGUGCAUGGGGAAGACAGAUUGUCCCUGGGUCCGUCCGCGAGGGGACUCAGCCGGGCGCAGUCGGGUCCUUGCGGCUGCUGAUCUCCGCGGCGAGGACGCGCCCCACGGGAAGGAAAUGGCGUGUUGCGCGCCCGCCUCCUGCCCACCGUCCAUCUGUGCUCGCGCCAGCGCGCGGGGACAUAUGCUGCCUGUUGCUCACUCGCCAUCUGUUUCGGCGGCCCAGAGUCCCGGUCGUCAUGGCAACGGGUGGCGAGCGCACACAUACCCGGACCCCAGCGCUCCCGGUGCCUCUACUGGGCGUCGAGCCGACGACUCAGAGUGACCGAGAGUCUCUGUCCCUCGGUCCGUCUGCCCAGCGGGUCUUCCACCUCCAUCGGCCGGCUGGGCGCCGGCAGAUCACCAGCUGGCCGGGCGGCUCCGGGCGUGGAACAUCUGUGUCUCGUGCUGUUCUGCACAGCUGGCCGGCUGGGAACAAACGGGCCAUUAUUAACGAGCGGCGGCUGCCCAGCCGGCUGGGAACGUGCGCGCGCACCGGGAGGGCCCUGGGCGGCGGAGGGGCUCACAGAAGCAGCGCCGAACUCCAAACCGCCGCCUCUAGGUUCCCUGUCUCCACUUUCCAGGGCCAUGGUAGACACAGUGUGCACGUCCUAACCUGGACCCACGCCAAAUGCCAGCGACGCCGGGUGACCGGCCCUCAGAUUCCCCCGGACACUCACGACCCACAUCACUUCAGAACUUGA
Chrysochloris asiatica (Cape golden mole) is the source of this 3207-nucleotide messenger RNA. It is a transcript of the gene FAM120B, whose product is annotated as family with sequence similarity 120B. Bases 1 to 3207 code for a protein of 1068 amino acids. NCBI's taxonomy places the organism in Eukaryota, Metazoa, Chordata, Mammalia, Afrosoricida, Chrysochloridae. The transcript has 14 exons. Gene Ontology annotation, cellular component: nucleus. The record is from RefSeq and is a predicted model, not a curated record.